AUUAGCUGAAAUAAUGACUCGUGUUCUGGAACGAUUUUAUGCACUUCUCCUGCUUCUCAUGCAUGCUGCAGGACCCGUCCUCGGAUUCAACAAUACCUCUGAAAUAAAGUGCAAUGAGAGGGAGAGACAAGCACUCCUCAGCUUCAAACUUGACCUCGUAGAUGUCAAUGGCAUGCUUUCUACAUGGAGGGAUGAUGAAAAAAGUCGAGAUUGUUGCAAAUGGAAAAACAUUCAAUGUGACAAUCAAACAGGUCUUGUAACCAUCCUUCGUCUUCGUGGUUCUGAGACACAAUAUUUGAGAGGUGCACUCAAUAUCAGUUCAUUGUUUCCCUUGCAAAAUAUUCAAUAUUUAGAUCUCAGCUACAAUUUUUUUAUGGGCAAUGACAUCGCAGAACUCAUAGGCUCACUUACAAACUUAAGAUAUCUCAAUCUCUCCAAUUCUUUUUUUAGUGGCAGCAUUCCUAUCCAACUUGGAAGCCUUACACAUUUAAGGUAUCUCGAUCUCAGUUACAAUUAUCUCGACCAGGAACUCCCUUAUCAGCUUGGAAGCCUUAAAUAUUUAAGGUAUCUCGAUCUCAAUUAUAAUUAUCUUGAAGGGAAACUCCCUAGUCAACUUGCAAAUAUGUCACAGUUGAGAUACCUUGGUCUCAGUUGUAAUUACUUUUCUGGAGCACUCCCUUUCCAGGUUGGGAAUUUUCCUUACUUGCAAACUCUUAUACUUGCUGGUGAUUUUGAUGUCAAACCUAAGGAUGCCAAAUGGUUGUCUAAUCUCUGUUCAUUAACACAUCUUGCCUUCGAUGGUUUACGUAACCUUCACUGGUUUCAAAUGUUUCAUUGUACUAAGCUAAGAGAGUUGAGACUAGUUGACUGUUCUCUUUCAGAUACCCAUAUUCAUUCUCUAUUUUAUUCACCUUCCAACUUUUCCAAUUCUCUUACCAUCCUUGAUCUUUCUUCUAAUAUGCUCACAUCCUCAUCAUUUCAGUUGUUGUCUAACUUUAGCCUUAACCUUCAAGAGCUUUAUCUUUCUCAUAAUAACAUUGUUUUCUCAUCUCCUGUCUUCUCAAGUUUUCCUUCUCUUGUGAUCCUUGACCUUUCUUAUAAUAAUAUGACAUCAUUUAUCUUUCAGGGUAGUUUCAACUUCAGUUCAAAACUUCAAAAUCUUAAUUUGCGAAAUUGUAGUCUCAGGGAUGGUAGUUUUCUCAUAUCUAACAUUUCAAUUACGAAUUCUUCAUCUUCUCUUGCCUCGCUUGAUCUUUCCUCAAAUCUGUUAAAAUCAUCAUCCAUAUUUUACUGGCUCUUCAACUCCACUACCAAUCUUCGUACUCUUGACCUUUAUGAAAACGUGUUGGAAGGUCCCAUUCCAGAUGGAUAUGGGAAAGUAAUGAAAUCUCUUGAGUUUCUUGACCUCUAUGGUAACAAACUGCAAGGCGAGAUUCCAUCUUCCUUUGGGAACAUGUGCACAUUGCAGAGAUUAGACCUCUCAAAUAACGAGUUGAGUGGGGAAAUUUCAAGCUUAUUUCAAAAUUCUUCAUGGUGCAACAGACACGUGUUUCAGAGUUUGGAUUUAUCUAAUAACCAGGUUACAGGCAUGCUACCUACAGUCAUUGGAUUGCUAUCUGAGUUGGAGUACUUGUACUUGGAUGGAAAUCGUUUGGAGGGUGACGUCACUGAAUCCCAUCUUUCCAAUUUUUCCAAGUUAAGACACUUAUAUUUGUCAGAUAACUCUCUAUCUCUAAAAAUAGACCCUAAUUGGGUUCCUCCUUUCCAAUUAUAUGUUCUGAAACUAAAAUCUUGCAUGUUAGGCCCCACUUUUCCUAGUUGGCUCCAGACUCAACUCUCCUUAGCUUUUCUUGAUAUUUCUUAUAAUGGGCUGAAUGGUUCAGUACCAAAAUUGUUUUGGAACAACUUGGAAAAUGUGCAAUGUUUGAAUAUGUCUCAGAAUAAUCUCACCGGUGCAAUUCCUAAUACAUCGAUGAAGCUUCUCAAUAGACCAUUUAUAAUUCUGAAUUCGAAUCAGUUUGAAGGAAAAAUUUCAUCGUUUUUACUACAAUCUUCAGAGUUGAGGCUUUCUGACAAUAAAUUUUCAGAUCUAUUUUCAUUCAUAUGUGACCAAAGCAGCUCUGCAAUGACUAUUUUAGAUUUAUCAAACAAUCAAUUGAAGGGAAAACUCCCAGAGUGUUGGAAACAUGUAAAUCGGUUACUGUUUCUUGAUUUAAGCAAUAACAAAUUGUCAGGGAAGAUUCCUGUGUCCAUGGGCAGCCUCGUUAAAUUGGAAGUCUUGGUCUUACGGAACAAUAACCUAACGGGUGAAUUAGCUUCCACUUUGAAGAACUGCAACAAUUUAACUACAUUGGAUGUGGGUGAAAAUAUGUUGUUUGGUCCCAUUCCAUCAUGGAUCGGAGAAAGUAUGAAGCAGUUAAUAAUUUUGAACAUGCGAAAGAAUCACUUUUCUGGAAAUCUUCCCAGUGAACUCUGUUAUUUGAAGCAUAUUCAAUUCUUGGAUCUUUCAAAGAAUAUGUUAUCAAAAGGAAUCCCAACAUGCUUAAACAAUUUGACUGCAAUGUUUGAAAAGAGCAUCCACACACGUGGGUUUAUAAAUUAUAUAAAAUUGCUGAACAUGAAUGGUGUAUUUUAUACAAGUUUUCCUUCGGGCGAGUAUACCCUUAACAUAAGCCUGAUGUGGAAAGGGGUUGAACAGGGAUUCAAGAACCCAGAGUUAAAGCUUAAGAGCAUUGAUCUUUCAAGUAAUAAGUUGACGGGUGAAAUACCAAAAGAGAUCAUAUCUACUUGGGUUAGUUUCUUUGAAUUUAUCAAGAAAUAAUCUGAGCGGAGAAAUUCCUUCAGAGAUAGGAAAUUUAAGUUCAUUGGAGUCCCUUGACUUAUCAAGAAAUCAUAUCAAUGGUGGAAUUCCUUUCUCACUUUCUGAAAUUGAUUUUCUUAGUUAGAUCUGUCACACAACUCUCUGUCUGGAAGGAUACCAUCAGGAAGACACUUUGGAACUUUUGAUGUAUCUAGUUUUAAAGGGAAUGUUGGUCUUUGUGGUGCACAACUUAACAGAACUUGUCCUGAAGAUGGAAAUCAGACAACAAUAAAGACUGAAGAACAUGGAAAUGAUGAUGAAGAUAAUGUUUUGUAUGAGGCAUUGUACAUGAGCAUGGGGAUUGGAUAUUUCACUGGAUUUUGGGGCUUAUUCGGGACAAUGCUACUUUGGCGUUCUUGGAGAAAUACUUUUCUCAGAUUCCUAAACAGGUUGACAUAUGCUAUAUAUGUGUUGUUGGUGCUCUGAUUGCAAGAAGAAGGUUAUUGCAGUUGUGCUACACGCGCAUCCGAUUGAUCUCGGGUGAAGGAAAUCAUGAUUGGUAUAUAUACAAGUGCAAGAUAUGUAUUCAGUGUUAUAGUUUGAAUGUUUUUAGUAAGUAAUUU
Molecule: messenger RNA, 3423 nt
Organism: Vigna unguiculata (cowpea)
Lineage: Eukaryota; Viridiplantae; Streptophyta; Magnoliopsida; Fabales; Fabaceae
Product: receptor-like protein EIX2
Source: RefSeq, a predicted model, not a curated record